This is a messenger RNA of Owenia fusiformis, 7431 nucleotides long. Lineage: Eukaryota; Metazoa; Annelida; Polychaeta; Sabellida; Oweniidae. The record is from the annotation of a GenBank genome assembly.
AUGGGGAAUUCUGCUCAGCAAUGGAGAAUGGCCAUAGGGACUUUCGGUGGAGGCCAGAAAAAUCAGACAUUCUAUUCAUCACUCGUCAAAUUUCUAAAACAACUAGCAUUAAGACUUAGGCUCAUAAAACUGCUGCUGGUGAGAGCAGGAGUAGAGCAGAACCCUGGUCCACCAACCAAUGAUAAAUCAGAGGUAACCAAAGAAAUGUAUGAACUUGGUUGCAAAAUAAAAGCAUGUGACCAACAGACUGAGUUGAAAGAACAGGCAGACCUCAUGUGUCAACUUGGACAAGAGUAUAUCAAAUCAGCAGAGACAUCUGAUAUCUGGUAUGAACACUACGUUUGGUCCUGUGCAUUAUAUAAUGCAGCCAAAUGUCGACUUAAAAAAUUGAUGAGAAAACAAACUGAUGGCACAAACACAGCUCUUGAAGAUGACUUGGAACACACUGACAAACAACUCCAGCUUAUAGAAAAUAACUUUGUGAAGAAGUGCCAAGCUGCAAAUCAUAGCGAACUAUCUACAGAGGCUGCAACACAGAACUAUACAGACACACUUGAAAAUAUAAGACAAUAUUCAAACACCACCGUAAAUAACAUCAUCGAAAAGUACAUGGUAGUUGAUAAUGUCACCACAGAGAUGAAAGACGAAGAUGAAGACAACACAAUAAAAUACAGCAAGGUGUUUUAUAAUGGACUUACACAACAGCUUUUAGAUUUUUAUAAGUCUAUUAUCCAUGAUUGUAUUUCUGUUUUAGGACACCCUGAUUGUAAGUUUGCAUUCUUAGCACUUGGUUCCAUAUCCCGAAAAGAGGUCACUGCUUAUUCAGAUAUUGAGUGGGCAAUACUGUUUGAUCCCUUAGAUAAACCAGUCGAUCAAAUCAAAACACAAUUGCGUAUGAUAGCCUAUUACAUGCAUUUGAAGGUGCUUAAUCUUGGGGAAACAUUGUUAAACUGCUUAGACAUACCUGUUCUGACAGAUUAUAACAAACACCUACCACGUGACAUGAAAGACAAUGACUUUUAUGACAAAGCAACAACUAGGGGAAUUUCCUUUGAUGGGACACAACCUUGGGCUAGCAAAACAGCUAUUGGUAGAAAAACAGGAGUAGAUCCCAAUAAACCUUCCAGACUUGAACUUAUCAUGACUGUUGAUGAGAUGAGCAAGUUUCAAUUAACAGAUGAAUCAAUCAAAGAGGGCUAUCACCUUAGUGACGUUCUCAUGACAUCAACUCUCAUAACUGGAGAAUUCGCCUUAUGGAAUGAAUACAAUGAAAAAGUACAUUCCAUACUAUCAUCACCAUCAAAAACUAAUCCAGAUAUCACUAUAGGAAGAGAACGAGCAUUAAGAACACUAGAGAAAGAUUCGAAAAAAUAUAGUGAAAAUCCCCUGUCAUCAGAAUCAUUCACUCAGAAAAUGCAUACAAAGCAUGAUAUAUAUAGAUUUGCUACAAUCACUAUAAAUAUUCUGAAACUCAUGCAUGGUUGCACAUCAUUUGCUCCUCUAGAUGUGUUAGAGGAAUUGAGAGGGAAAUGUAUUCUAACUGAAGGGGCAGCAAAGGAUCUACAAAUCAUGGUUUGUAGUGUAAUAAACCUUAGACACAUGGUCUAUGGAAGGUAUAAGCAACAAAAGGAAUUCAUAUCAUUCUUACCAAGUGACUCUCAAGAUGAUGAAACAACAGAAGUGAUGCCAGUCAGAAGUUUUACAGCCAUAUUACGAUUUUUUAACACAUUUAUGCCCUGGUGUGAAUUCCUCAAAUUAAACUUGAAUGUAAGCAGUACAUGGGCAUAUAGAGAGAGAUAUCUUGAAGGAAACAAUGAAGUGAAAGCGCAAUUAUAUAAGAACAUUUUUUUCUUCGAGAGGGCAUUGCAUGCUUAUCAAACAGAGUUAAAAACACUUCAAUCCCUAGAUGCAGGAGAGCAAGAGUGGGAAAUAGCUUCCAUACAGAAUGCAAUAGGUUCACUGUAUGAGUCACAAGGGAAUUACUCAGAUGCACUCUUAUAUCAUAAUGACAGUCUGAAAAUAAACAGAAAAAUCAAUGAUGAAAGUGGAGUCUCUAGAUCACUUAACAAUUUAGGUAAUGUGUAUAUUGACAUGGGAGAUCUGACUAAAGCACUUGAAUAUCAUCAACAAAGUCUGACAAUGAGAAAACUAAUCCACAAAGACAGUCCCCACCCAGAUGUUGCUACCUCACUUAACGACAUAGGUUGUAUGUAUUUUGACAUGGGAGAUCUGACUAAAGCACUUGAGUAUCAUCAAGAGAGUCUGACAAUGAAAAGACUAAUACACAAAGACAGUCCCCACCCAGAUGUUGCAACCUCACUUAACAACAUAGGUAGUGUGUAUAAUGACAUGGGAGAUCUGACUAAAGCACUUGAAUAUCAUCAACAAAGUCUGACAAUGGAAAGACUAAUACACAAAGACAGUCCCCACCCAGAUGUUGCAACCUCACUUAACAACAUAGGUAGUGUGUAUAAUGACAUGGGAGAUUUGACUAAAGCACUUGAGCAUCAUCAAGAAAGUCUGACAAUGGAAAGACUAAUACACAAAGACAGUCCCCACCCAAAUGUUGCAAAAUCACUUAACAACAUAGGUAGUGUGUAUAAUGACAUGGGAGAUCUGACUAAAGCACUUGAGUAUUUUCAAGAGAGUCUGACAAUAUGUAGACUAAUACACAAAGACAGUCCCCACCCAAAUGUUGCAACCUCACUUAACAACAUAGGUUGUAUGUAUAAUGACAUGGGAGAUCUGACUAAAGCACUUGAGUAUCAUCAAGAGAGUCUGACAAUGAAAAGACUAAUACACAAAGACAGUCCCCAUCCAGAUGUUGCCUCAUCACUUAACAACAUAGGUUGUAUGUAUUUUUACAAGGGAGAUCUGACUAAAGCACUUGAGUAUCAUCAAGAGAGUCUGACAAUGAUAAGACUUAUACACAAAGACAGUCCCCACCCAGAUGUUGCUGCAUCACUUAACAACAUAGUUCGUGUGUAUAAAGACAUGGGAGAUCUGACUAAAGCACUUGAGUAUCAUCAAGAAAGUCUGACAAUGUUAAGACUAAUACACAAAGACAGUCCCCACCCAGAUGUUGCAAUGUCACUUAACAACAUAGGUGGUGUGUAUAAAGACAUGGGAGAUCGGACUAAAGCACUUGAAUAUCAUCAACAAAGUCUGACAAUGGAAAGACUAAUACACAAAGACAGUCCCCACCCAGAUGUUGCAAUGUCACUUAACAACAUAGGUAAUGUGUAUAAAGACAUGGGAGAUCGGACUAAAGCACUUGAGUAUCAUCAAGAAAGUCUGACAAUAUAUAGACAAAUACACAAAGACAGUCCCCACCCAAAUGUUGCAACCUCACUUAACAACAUAGGUGGUGUGUAUAAUGACAUGGGAGAUCUGACUAAAGCACUUGAGUAUCAUCAAGAAAGUCUGACAAUAUAUAGACAAAUACACAAAGACAGUCCCCACCCAGAUGUUGCAAUGUCACUUAACAACAUAGGUGGUGUGUAUAAAGACAUGGGAGAUCGGACUAAAGCACUUGAAUAUCAUCAACAAAGUCUGACAAUGGAAAGACUAAUACACAAAGACAGUCCCCACCCAGAUGUUGCAAUGUCACUUAACAACAUAGGUAAUGUGUAUAAAGACAUGGGAGAUCGGACUAAAGCACUUGAAUAUCAUCAACAAAGUCUGACAAUGGAAAGACGAAUACACAAAGACAGUCCCCACCCAGAUGUUGCAACUUCACUUAACAACAUAGGUGGUGUGUAUAAAGACAUGGGAGAUCUGACUAAAGCACUUGAGUAUCAUCAAGAAAGUCUGACAAUAUAUAGACAAAUACACAAAGACAGUCCCCACCCAAAUGUUGCAACCUCACUUAACAACAUAGGUGGUGUGUAUAAUGACAUGGGAGAUCUGACUAAAGCACUUGAAUAUCAUCAACAAAGUCUGACAAUGGAAAGACUAAUACACAAAGACAGUCCCCACCCAGAUGUUGCAACCUCACUUAACAACAUAGGUGGUGUGUAUAAAGACAUGGGAGAUCUGACUAAAGCACUUGAGUAUCAUCAAGAAAGUCUGACAAUGUUAAGACUAAUACACAAAGACAGUCCCCACCCAGAUGUUGCAACCUCACUUAACAACAUAGGUAAUGUGUAUAAAGACAUGGGAGAUCGGACUAAAGCACUUGAAUAUCAUCAAGAAAGUCUGACAAUGUUAAGACUAAUACACAAAGACAGUCCCCACCCAGAUGUUGCAAUGUCACUUAACAACAUAGGUAAUGUGUAUAAAGACAUGGGAGAUCGGACUAAAGCACUUGAAUAUCAUCAACAAAGUCUGACAAUGGAAAGACUAAUACACAAAGACAGUCCCCACCCAGAUGUUGCAACCUCACUUAACAACAUAGGUGGUGUGUAUAAAGACAUGGGAGAUCUGACUAAAGCACUUGAGUAUCAUCAAGAAAGUCUGACAAUAUAUAGACAAAUACACAAAGACAGUCCCCACCCAAAUGUUGCAACCUCACUUAACAACAUAGGUGGUGUGUAUAAUGACAUGGGAGAUCUGACUAAAGCACUUGAGUAUCAUCAAGAAAGUCUGACAAUAUAUAGACAAAUACACAAAGACAGUCCCCACCCAGAUGUUGCAAUGUCACUUAACAACAUAGGUGGUGUGUAUAAAGACAUGGGAGAUCGGACUAAAGCACUUGAAUAUCAUCAACAAAGUCUGACAAUGGAAAGACUAAUACACAAAGACAGUCCCCACCCAGAUGUUGCAAUGUCACUUAACAACAUAGGUAAUGUGUAUAAAGACAUGGGAGAUCGGACUAAAGCACUUGAAUAUCAUCAACAAAGUCUGACAAUGGAAAGACUAAUACACAAAGACAGUCCCCACCCAGAUGUUGCAACCUCACUUAACAACAUAGGUGGUGUGUAUAAAGACAUGGGAGAUCUGACUAAAGCACUUGAGUAUCAUCAAGAAAGUCUGACAAUAUAUAGACAAAUACACAAAGACAGUCCCCACCCAAAUGUUGCAACCUCACUUAACAACAUAGGUGGUGUGUAUAAUGACAUGGGAGAUCUGACUAAAGCACUUGAAUAUCAUCAACAAAGUCUGACAAUGGAAAGACUAAUACACAAAGACAGUCCCCACCCAGAUGUUGCAACCUCACUUAACAACAUAGGUGGUGUGUAUAAAGACAUGGGAGAUCUGACUAAAGCACUUGAGUAUCAUCAACAAAGUCUGACAAUGGAAAGACUAAUACACAAAGACAGUCCCCACCCAGAUGUUGCAACCUCACUUAACAACAUAGGUAAUGUGUAUAAAGACAUGGGAGAUCGGACUAAAGCACUUGAAUAUCAUCAAGAAAGUCUGACAAUGUUAAGACUAAUACACAAAGACAGUCCCCACCCAGAUGUUGCAAUGUCACUUAACAACAUAGGUAAUGUGUAUAAAGACAUGGGAGAUCGGACUAAAGCACUUGAAUAUCAUCAACAAAGUCUGACAAUGGAAAGACUAAUACACAAAGACAGUCCCCACCCAGAUGUUGCAACCUCACUUAACAACAUAGGUGGUGUGUAUAAAGACAUGGGAGAUCGGACUAAAGCACUUGAAUAUCAUCAACAAAGUCUGACAAUGGAAAGACUAAUACACAAAGACAGUCCCCACCCAGAUGUUGCAAUGUCACUUAACAACAUAGGUAAUGUGUAUAAAGACAUGGGAGAUCGGACUAAAGCACUUGAAUAUCAUCAACAAAGUCUGACAAUGGAAAGACUAAUACACAAAGACAGUCCCCACCCAGAUGUUGCAACCUCACUUAACAACAUAGGUGGUGUGUAUAAAGACAUGGGAGAUCUGACUAAAGCACUUGAGUAUCAUCAAGAAAGUCUGACAAUAUAUAGACAAAUACACAAAGACAGUCCCCACCCAAAUGUUGCAACCUCACUUAACAACAUAGGUGGUGUGUAUAAUGACAUGGGAGAUCUGACUGAAGCACUUGAGUAUCAUCAAGAAAGUCUGACAAUAUAUAGACUAAUACACAAAGACAGUCCCCACCCAAAUGUUGCAACCUCACUUAACAACAUAGGUAGUGUGUAUAAUGACAUGGGAGAUCUGACUAAAGCACUUGAGUAUCAUCAAGAGAGUCUGACAAUGAAAAGACUAAUACACAAAGACAGUCCCCAUCCAGAUGUUGCUGCAUCACUUAACAACAUAGGUCGUGUGUAUAAAGACAUGGGAGAUCUGACUAAAGCACUUGAGUAUCAUCAAGAAAGUCUGACAAUAUAUAGACUAAUACACAAAGACAGUCCCCACCCAAAUGUUGCAACCUCACUUAACAACAUAGGUAAUAUGUAUAAUGGCAUGGGAGAACUGACUAAAGCACUUGAAUAUCAUCAACAAAGUCUGACAAUGGAAAGACUAAUACACAAAGACAGUCCCCACCCAGAUGUUGCAACCUCACUUAACAACAUAGGUUGUAUGUAUAAUGACAUGGGAGAUCUGACUGAAGCACUUGAAUAUCAUCAACAAAGUCUGACAAUGGAAAGACUAAUACACAAGGACAAUCCUCACCCAAGUGUAGCUAAAUCAUUGCGAAACAUAGGUAUCAUACAUGAGAACAUGAAGGAGCAUACAGAAGCAUUGACUUAUUACUUUGAAGCUCUAAGCAUUGCUCAUCAGUAUGGAGGAGAUUCACACCCUGAUUACAUAAAAUCAUUAAAAUUGAUUGAAAAGUGUAGAAUAAAUAGAAUAAUUCAUUUGUUCCUGCACUCUAACAUGAAACUGACUUAAAUCAUUGACAUUAUACAUUGACAUUUUAUUAAUGACCUAGUCAUAGUAAGAUACUAGUAUACUGGUAAGAUGUUAGUAAGAUACACCCAUUCUGCUUGAAACUUGGAAUUACAAACACAUAUGAUGAUCCAUAUUAAUUUUCUUACAUUUUCACCAUUUUUAAGAUGGAGGCUCUCUCUAAUCUAACCGUUUCUAUAUACCAAAUUACUAGAACUUAGCAAACCAUACAUGUAUUAAGGAAUGCAGCCAAGCCCAACAAACUCCAAUUAUACAGUGAAACCUAUAAAGUGGAACACCUCUAGAAAUAGACAGGUUUUACUGUAUACUCCUAUGUAAGUACCCAUACUGCCUGACUGGCAGUGACAGACCAAUCUGACAGCCCAGUGAGUGAUGACUGUGUCAAAAACAGAGCAGCCUUAUUGUAUAAAGUGAAAACCGAUAUUGAAGUGUCUUCCUUUUGGUAAGGUCAAAACGAUUACCUAAUUACAAUGUUUUUGCUUAACCCAUCCAUUUGCUAACAAAACACUACAAUUCCUUAUCUCCUCAUUAUUUCAGAAGAACAUAAGUUAAUUGAGUCUCAACCUGUAAAAUAUAUGAACCCGGCAUAUAUUGAAUUCCAGUGACCUCUUUAUUGGGAGAUACAUAUUUCUAGCA